Messenger RNA from Striga hermonthica, 1554 nucleotides. Lineage: Eukaryota; Viridiplantae; Streptophyta; Magnoliopsida; Lamiales; Orobanchaceae. The record is from the annotation of a GenBank genome assembly.
AUGGGGAACUCAUUUGGAUGUUCUGCUUCAGGGGAGCGAUUAGUAUCAGCUGCAAGAGAUGGAGAUUUCGUAGAGGCAAAGAUGCUGUUAGAUUGCAAUCCAUGCCUUUCAAAGUAUUCUACUUUUGGUGGUUUGAACUCACCCCUUCAUUUUGCUGCUGCCAAAGGCCACAAUGAGAUCGUGGCAUUGCUGUUAGAGAAUGGAGCUGAUGUAAAUUCGAGAAAUUAUUGUGGCCAGACAGCAUUGAUGCAAGCAUGUCGAUAUGGGCAUUGGGAAGUGGUUCAAACUCUUCUGCUUUUCAGAUGCAAUGUUGUUCGAGCAGAUUAUCUCAGUGGGAGGACCGCUCUUCAUUUUGCGGCCGUAAAUGGACACGCGAGAUGUGUCAGAUUAGUUGUUGCAGAUUUUGUUCCUAGCAUUCCCUAUGAAUCGCUUAAUCAUCAAACAGUAAAUGAAUCAAGUGAUGGUUCCAACAGCCGUACCACGAACGAGCAGAGUGGUCUCUCCAAGUUCGUGAACAAGGCUGCUGAUGGAGGAAUUACUGCUCUUCACAUGGCUGCUUUGAACGGAUACUUUGACUGUGUACAACUUCUACUUGACCUUCAUGCAAAAGUUUCAGCCGUCACCUUCCAAUAUGGGGCCUCAAUGGAUUUGAUCGGGGCUGGGAGCACUGCAUUGCAUUAUGCAGCUUGUGGAGGGAAUUUGAAAUGCUGUCAGAUCCUUCUUGCCAGAGGGGCUAGUCGUUUAUCAUUAAACUGCAACGGAUGGCUUCCGCUUGAUGUUGCAAGAAUGUGGGGCCGUCAUUGGCUUGAGCCCCUUUUGGAACCUAAUUCGGACCUGCCAAUACCUGUAUUCCCACCGUCUAAUUAUUUAUCAUUGCCGCUUAUGAGCAUUCUAAGUAUAGCAAGAGACUGUGGGUUGCAGUUCUCGGCUAGUGCUUCUGAUGAUGCUGAUACUUGUGCCGUUUGCUUGGAGAGAGUAUGUACUGUAGCUGCCAAAGGUUGCGCGCACGAACUAUGUGUUCGAUGUGCUCUAUACCUCUGCUCGACCAGCAACAUCCCUCUCGAAUCAACCAUACCUCCCGGCACAAUCCCCUGCCCCCUCUGCCGCCACGGCAUCCUGUCCUUUGCCCGCCUGGCGGGCCCCACCACCGAAAAACAGAUCAAAUUACCCAUAUCGUCCCUCGGCCUGUGCACGCCUUGCAUGCUCCACCACCACCAUAGGGAGCAUCAUGACCCUCCCGAGGCUUCCCGCUCGCCCGAGCCCAGGAAAGGGAGACGAACAGAUUCUGUCUCGUCAGACAUCUUUUGUCCCGUCACGUGCAGCCCUUUUCCAUCAGUGGUGAUCCCUCUCUGCACGUGCAAUAAAGAAGGGCCCUGCCCGAACUUCGAUGGAAGGCCCGGGCAGGAUUGCCCGGAUGGUUCGCAGCCCGUUACAGAUGAACGGGAAAAAAUGGAGGGCGUGAGGUUGGAGAAGACAACAACAUGUUCGGGUAUGUUUUGGGGUAGGAGGAGCUGCAGCAGGGAGAACCAGUGCAAUGCCGAGAUUAACGCAUGA